UGCACCAUGCCAGCAAUUGGCAUAGAUUUGGGUACGACUUAUUCUUGCGUAGGGGUCUUCCAACAUGGUAAUGUGGACAUCAUAGCCAAUGAAAUGGGUAAUAGAACCACUCCAUCCUAUGUCGCAUUCACUGACACCGAACGUCUUAUCGGAGAUGCUGCAAAGAACCAAGUGGCUAUGAAUCCAAAUAACACAAUUUUUGAUGCCAAACGCUUGAUUGGCAGGAAGUAUGAUGAUCCGAAAAUACAGCAAGAUCUGAAACACUGGCCCUUCAAGGUAGUAAACGAAGAUGGAAAGCCGAAAAUAGAAGUGGCGUUCAAAGGCAAGAAGAAGAGGUUUACUCCUGAAGAGAUUAGUAGCAUGGUACUCACCAAAAUGAAGGACAUUGCUGAAAGUUAUCUAGGUGGAUCGGUGAAGGAUGCCGUGAUAACAGUCCCGGCUUAUUUUAACGAUUCGCAAAGACAAGCGACUAAAGACGCAGGAGCUAUUGCUGGACUUAAUGUUCUUCGUAUCAUCAAUGAGCCCACAGCAGCUGCUUUGGCAUAUGGACUUGACAAAGACCUAAAGGGUGAACGGAACGUUUUAAUUUUUGACCUGGGUGGUGGUACGUUUGACGUUUCAAUUCUCACCAUCGACGAGGGGUCCCUAUUCGAAGUUAAAGCAACGGCCGGUGAUACUCAUCUUGGUGGAGAGGACUUUGAUAACAGAGUUGUUAAUUAUCUAGCAGACGAAUUCAAAAGAAAGCAUAAGAAAGACUUGAGGAAUAAUCCCAAAGCAUUGCGUAGACUGCGCACCGCUGCUGAACGAGCCAAACGUACUUUGUCUGCAAGUACAGAAGCUUCUAUCGAAAUAGACGCUUUGUAUGAAGGCAUAGACUUCUUUUCCCGUUUAUCGAGGGCUAGGUUCGAGGAACUGAAUGCCGACCUUUUCAGAGUAACUCUAGAGCCUGUUGAAAAAGCCCUCAAAGAUGCAAAGUUUGAUAAAUCAUCCAUUCAUGAUAUUGUAUUGGUUGGUGGGUCAACUCGAAUUCCCCAAAUUCAGAAUUUACUUCAAAACUUCUUUAAUGGUAAGAAGCUAAAUUUGUCUAUAAACCCUGACGAGGCUGUUGCUUAUGGUGCGGCUGUGCAGGCAGCUAUCCUUAGCGGGAACCGUCAUUCAAGGAUUCAAGACGUUCUUUUGGUGGAUGUUACUCCACUAUCGCUUGGCAUUGAGACUGCUGGUGGGGUAAUGACAAAUAUAGUAGAUCGAAACGCAAAGAUACCAUGCAAGCAUUCCCAAACGUUCACCACUUAUUCUGAUAACCAAUCAGCCGUCACCAUUCAAGUUUACGAAGGUGAAAGGGCUAUGACUAGAGAUAAUAACUUAUUGGGAACGUUUGAUUUGACUGGUAUACCGCCAGCUCCACGUGGAGUUCCUCAGAUAGACGUCACAUUUGAUCUUGACGCAAACGGAAUUCUCAAUGUUUCCGCCAAAGACAAUAGCACUGGGAAGAGUAAGAAUAUCGUCAUAAAGAAUGAUAAAGGCAGACUGUCUAAAGAUGAGAUAGAUCGCAUGUUAUCUGAUGCUGAGAAGUAUAAAGAUGAUGACGAGAGACAAAAGGAGAAGAUAGCAGCUCGUAAUAAAUUGGAAUCGUAUGCUUUUAGUGUUAAACAAGCAGUUGAUGGUUGCAAUGGGAAGCUGAGUGAAGCAGAGUGUUCUAAUUUGAGACGGAAAUGUGACGAUGUAUUGAAAUGGCUGGAGAGUAAUAGCUUGGCGGAAACAGAUGAGUUUGAGCAUAAGUAUAAGGAGUUAAAUGGGGUUUGUGCUCCGGCAAUGAGAAAACUGCACUCGUCUGGUUCUGCUGGCAAGAAAGGAAGCUCUGACGGGCCGGUUAUUGAAGAGGUGGAUUAG
Amyelois transitella is the source of this 1890-nucleotide messenger RNA. RefSeq names its product heat shock protein 68-like. NCBI's taxonomy places the organism in Eukaryota, Metazoa, Arthropoda, Insecta, Lepidoptera, Pyralidae. Gene Ontology annotation, cellular component: cytoplasm. Gene Ontology annotation, molecular function: heat shock protein binding; ATP binding; ATP hydrolysis activity. The record is from RefSeq and is a predicted model, not a curated record. Gene Ontology annotation, biological process: protein refolding; cellular response to unfolded protein. The transcript has a single exon. The coding region runs from base 7 to 1890 and encodes 627 amino acids.